Toxotes jaculatrix (banded archerfish) is the source of this 4083-nucleotide messenger RNA. RefSeq names its product kelch domain containing 3 (gene klhdc3). Bases 228 to 1376 code for a protein of 382 amino acids. The record is from RefSeq and is a predicted model, not a curated record. Lineage: Eukaryota; Metazoa; Chordata; Actinopteri; Toxotidae. Gene Ontology annotation, cellular component: cytoplasm. The transcript is spliced from 11 exons. Gene Ontology annotation, molecular function: protein binding; chromatin binding.
GGUACUGAACAUCUCAACUCGAUUCCCGUCGAACUCGAAUAAAUACGAGUAGAAAAGAAUAGUUCGUUUGUUUUGGGUCAGCACUAGAUAGCACUGCCUGUCUAAACCCCAGUUAACCCGCAACCGACUCGACCUGAAGGUUUCGAUGGUGCUGGCUUGAUGGGGUCUAUGCCGGCGACAAAGUGAUGGUCUAAGGACUCGCAGUCACAGAGGUGCUUGCGCGUGGAAUGUUGCGCUGGUCGGUGCACCUAGAAGGAGGGCCGCGGAGAGUCAACCAUGCUGCUGUGGCGGUGGGGCACAAGGUGUACUCCUUUGGAGGUUACUGCUCUGGGGAGGACUACGAGACACUCCGUCAGAUUGAUGUGCAUGUCUUCAACACAGUCUCUUUACGCUGGAUGAAGUUGCCUCCAGUGAGGAUGGGAGGACACGAGCGUGCCUGUGAAGUGCCGUAUAUGCGUUAUGGCCACACAGCUGUGCUGCUGGAUGAUACUAUCUACCUCUGGGGUGGGCGUAAUGACACAGAGGGGGCCUGCAAUGUGCUUUAUGCCUUUGAUGUCAACACCCACAGAUGGUUCACACCCAGGAUUUCGGGGACUGUUCCAGGGGCAAGGGAUGGCCACUCAGCCUGCGUCCUGGGGAAGGCAAUGUAUAUAUUUGGAGGAUAUGAGCAGCUGGCUGACUGCUUCUCCAAUGACAUCCACAAGCUGGACACCACCACCAUGGUUUGGUCAUUAAUUAAUGCCAGAGGCACACCGGCACGCUGGAGAGACUUCCACUCAGCCACCAUCAUCGGGACAAAGAUGUUUGUGUUUGGAGGACGCGCCGACCGCUUCGGUCCCUUCCACUCCAACAACGAGAUCUAUUGCAACAAGAUCAAAGUGUUCGACACAGAGACCAACUGCUGGCUGAGCACCCCUUCAACACAGCCGUUGCCAGAGGGACGCAGGAGUCAUUCAGCCUUUUCCUACAACGGAGAGCUGUACAUAUUUGGAGGAUACAAUGCCCGUCUGGACCGGCACUUCAAUGACCUCUGGAAAUUCAAUCCAGAAGCCUUUUCCUGGACGAAGGUAGAACCAAAGGGGAAAGGCCCAUGUCCACGAAGACGGCAGUGCUGUUGUAUGGUUGGAGAUCGAAUCAUCCUCUUUGGAGGAACGAGUCCCUGUCCAGAGCAAGGAAUGGGGGAUGAAUUUAACCUCAUGGAUCAUUCAGACCUGUAUAUCUUAGACUUCAGCCCUAAUUUGAAGACGUUAUGCAAAAUAGCUGUUAUUCAGUACAGUCUGGAGCAGUCAGGACUCCCACAUGAUAUCAGGUGGGAAUUGGCAGCCAUGACCACCAACAGCAACAUCAGCAGGCCCAUCUUCUCCUCCCAUGGCUGAUGCUGCUGAGUGUGAAGCAGAACCAGAGCUCUGUUUCAGGACACAGGGCUUUUAUCUUUCUAAUCAACCAAGCUUUGAGGGAUUGUUUUUUUUUUUUUUUUUUUGUAGAGUUUGGAUCUGUAUUGGAUUUAUUUUACACAUUCUUCAAGUGAAAACUCAUUACUGACCAAAAUAUCCUGCCUAUGACUUCCUUGGACACCAUGAGCUCUCUCAUGUCUAAGGAUAUUUUAACCCUUGAAGACAGCAGUUCUGUGAGACAGAGAUCGUUGACACCUGUUCACCUUUUUUUCCUCUUUCUAGCCUCCUCUAGAAAUCCAAUCAGCCUAUGAUAAUCAUAGACUUCAAUUCUUAAGCACAGGAAGAGACAGGAAUUUCAGCCAAAGGUCUUGAGAGCUAACCUCUUUGUUGAGGAUGUCAUCCCGAUGUCGCACUCAACAGAUCUCCCCGAAGAAACAAAUGUGAACCUUCUGUUCCAGAUAUAAAGAGACUGAGGUGGUCAUGAGUUUGUAUAUCUUGCAAAUUUAACUUGGUCCUAAAACCACAUAAAACUACCAUGUCCAUUUGAGGCAAAUGAAGUUAUUGUACACAAUGUACGGACAAGGCUAGCUUUAGUGCUCUGGUGUUAAAUGCAAGAAGACAGAGUAUUUGGUACCACUGUGUUGGAGUAUAACGCUUGCGAAAGGUUCUGUUUGACUGGUUUUCAGCGCUUAGCUUUUCCCCCUCCUUCAUCAUAACUUGUCUGGCACCCCACUGCUCUUAAGUGUCUCAAAGGCGACUUGCAAGGCGGCUGAGGCAAACUGUCAAAUCCAUCUACCUCCCUCAAUAGCAUGCAUCAUUGAGUCUUUAAUAAGACUUCCCACAGAGGAGACAUAUACUGCCCCCCCCGAAAAAAAGCCUUUUCACAUGGAAGUUUGUAUUUGUGGUUCGCGUGUUCUUCCAAGAAAUGUCAUAGUGUCCCUGGAAGAGUGCGACUCAUCUGCCACCACCCCUCUCGUUUGUUUUUCAGUGCCAAAUGUGGAUGGGAAUCAUGAUGCAAAUAUAUACUGUGUAUGUGUAUAAGCUCGCGGCCCUGUCUACACAUAAUCCUUGCCCACCUGCUUCAGUUUGCCUGUUGUUGUCGGGGAGAUCAUCACUAGUAUGCAUAAUGUAGUUGUUCCUCUUAUAGACAAUCCUACAGCGUUCAGAGACUCUCCUCGUGACCUGCUUCUUCAGAGUACAGUGAAAAACCAGGAAAGUGUGCACGUGUGUUUGUGUGCAACUAUGAGCAAAGCUAUACCUGAGCAGAUGUUUUAAAUGCAAAAGGGCUGUUAUUAGAUUACACGCUCACCACACAGCUUGAAAAUUACACGGAGUAGCUCAAAUUGGGGAUGGUUAUUCAGGCUGGGUUUUGAUUUUUAUUAAUGCUAAUUUCAAAUUUUAGAACAAAACUUUGAAAACAUAGGAGUGGUGUUGGUCUUUUUUUCUUUUUUUUAAAAGAUUUUUAUCUCCAUCCACUUUCAUUAAAGGAUAAGGUUGAUGAUAUUCUGUAUUUUUUAUGUCCACAACAACAGCUACACCAACUGGGCAGCGUCGUUUUUAGCAAUUGUUACUCAAACAAGAGUAGAGAGGAUUUGGUGGGGGUCUAUUUUCAGGCACUGAUUUCGUGCAUGUCCAAGUACCUAAUGCUGCAGGAGGGUUUGUCUAGGAUUGACUGAAGCUAAUUUCUUCAUUCUUAUGACGAAACAUGGCACCUGGUGCAACUCUGUGGUUCAUUUAUGUGUUUUUAAUAGUUUUCGUAUAACAUUGAAAGCCUUCUGUGUUUGAUACAUCGGGCUGUAGAUUCACAGACGAUCCUUGUUAUAUCAGUUAAUCAUUGGUUUUGGUCUUUGUUGACAAUAAGAAAAUGUAGAAUAUCAGCAGGCAUAUCCUUUAAAUCUUCUCAGUAAGAAUAAGAAGUAAUACAGCAUGAUGCUGAAGUGAAUGGUUCAGUGAGGAUGACUAUACAGGCAGAAGAGAUGUUAUUAAUACUGCCAGUUUAUUUGAACUUUUUCACCAUGGAUCUUAGUUGUAUUUGGUCCAGAACAAUACAAAGCCCUAAAACUAAGAUGUGAAUAGGAACUGUGUUACCACACACUUGUGAGCUGCAUCGGUGUUUUUCAGUCCUGGUCUUUGGGACAGAGAGUGCUGUUGUCUUUCUGUCCUGUUACAUUUAAUCUGUAUCAUUCGGUCCCUGAUUGGCUUGUUUAGAAUGAAACCCAGCAGGACUCUGGGUCCCAAACAUCAGCACUGAAUAACACUGACCUACAUCGUAAAUGUUUACAAAUCUAUGUAUUUCAUGUAAAGCAGUGUAAAACAAUCUUAAAUGCAGGUUGAGGUCGCCAGAUAAACUGCACUAAAGCCAAACGUGGCAUGUCAGGCCUUACAGAGAGGAGACAUGUUGAUGCUGCUUUUUGCCUACAGAGACUCCAGAGUUUGAGACAUUUGCCUGCCCAAACCAAGUCUGAAUUUUACUUACAGACCGGUGGUGCCAAUGUGACUCAGCGAGUCGUAUGCCCUCUGCACUGCACGUGCAUAUGGACAUAUCACACACUUGAAAUUCCUCAGUACCCCAGUUACUUGGACUAUACAAUAGGUAAUGCAGUGAAACCACAGGGAAGCUAAUCGUGUGUCCACACACACAUUAAAAAAACAAAACAAAACAAAAAAAAAAACAAAAAAGAAAAAACAA